AUGAUGUUUGGCCUUAGGAACGCAGCUCAGACGUUCCAAAGAUUCAUAGAUGAGGUGUUUCAAGGAUUAGAUUUCACAUUUGGAUAUCUUGAUGACAUAUUAAUAUUCUCUCAUUCGGAAGAAGAGCACAUGGAACACCUCAAGACACUUUUCCGCCGACUCAAAAAGUACGGAGUACUCAUAAAUACUUCUAAAAGUAUACUAGGUGUCAAAGAAGUAGACUUUUUGGGUUACCACAUUUCAGUGCAGGAAACUUGUCCAAUGGAGACGAAGGUAGUAGCGAUCAAAGAAUUUCCAUUACCCAAAACAACUAGAGAACUCCGAAGAUUCCUCGGUAUGCUGAACUAUUACUGUAGGUGUUUGAAGGAUGCAGCAAGUACUCAAGCUCCUCUUCUUGAUGCAUUAUGUGGCAGAAAUAUUAAAGGCUCCAAACCUGUUAUCAUGACCCCCGAGAUGCUGAAGGCAUUCGAAGAUUGUAAAUCCUCACUGUCUGAUGCCACCAUGCUACCACAUCCAAAUCCUCACGCAGAAUUAUCACUUUACACUGACGCAUCUGUUAAAGCCAUAGGAGCCGUCCUACAGCAAAAAGUGAAAAACUGCUGGGAAACUCUAGCGUUUUUCUCCCGAAAACUUACGUCAGCACAGAAGAAAUACAGUCCAUAUGACAGAGAACUACUGGCAAUAUACGAAUCUAUCAAAUACUUCCGUUUUAUGGUCGAAGCCAGGCAUUUUACGGUGUACACCGACCACAAACCAAUUACCUUUGCAUUUGUCACAAAAAGAGACAACUUUUCUCCACGCCAACACCGAUACUUAAGCUUCAUAUCUCAAUUUACCACGGAGAUCAAGCACGUGUCAGGCUGUGAUAACACUGUUGCUGAUGCGUUGUCACGAAUUGAGACUAUAUCUGAAAUACUUAAUUAUGAAGAUCUUGCAAACGAUCAGAACUCAGACCCUGAACUGCAGGAUCUAAUUAACAAGGGAACAACGCUUCGAUUAGAAAAGAUCAAGUCACCCGAAGCUACGAUAUAUUGUGAUAUAUCUACACAUACUCCGAGGCCAUAUAUUACUCCACGAUUCAGAAGACAAGUCUUCUCCCAAAUGCACAACCUUAGUCAUCCCGGAGCUUCAACCACAGCAAAACUCGUCUCCGAAAGAUUCGUGUGA
Molecule: messenger RNA, 1167 nt
Organism: Parnassius mnemosyne (clouded apollo)
Lineage: Eukaryota; Metazoa; Arthropoda; Insecta; Lepidoptera; Papilionidae
Source: the annotation of a GenBank genome assembly